This is a messenger RNA of Hermetia illucens (black soldier fly), 5298 nucleotides long. RefSeq names its product SLIT-ROBO Rho GTPase-activating protein 1-like. Lineage: Eukaryota; Metazoa; Arthropoda; Insecta; Diptera; Stratiomyidae. The record is from RefSeq and is a predicted model, not a curated record. Gene Ontology annotation, molecular function: protein binding. Gene Ontology annotation, cellular component: cytoplasm. Gene Ontology annotation, biological process: signal transduction; negative regulation of cell migration.
AACCGCAAUGGUGGAGUCAUUGAGCAGUGAUACCGUGCGCGAGUGCGAAGUGCGGUAACUGGCGAAAAUGUCUGUUGUCAUACGGUACACUACGCAUAAACAACGGCGUCGGGUUUGAAUAACAAUUGUUCAUUGAUCAUUUAUUGUUGCCUUUUAAUUAACGGGGAUCAUUCAGAGAGUUCUUGUCAUUGUCGGUUUUGGAGCGACCCCCGAACGGGCGGUUUCCUUCGAUCAGCCAGAACGGCCGUGUUACGUAUUAGAAAUGCAUUUACGUGUGCACUGCAUUCAUUAUUCCGUUUGGAUAAUCGCAAAUGACAGACAUGUGAUGGCCGGAAGUAGAAAUAUUUAUAGAUAGCCGUUGUGAUGUUUGAUCGUGUGUUUAUCAGGGAACUAAGUUCAAAGAGGAACUGGACGAUUGUUCUGCUUGGGACCGUAAAGAUCUCCAAGAUCGUUUAUUUUUGAACACCAGAUUAGAACGUUUCCAAUCAAAAAAAGUGAAGAUUUGGCGGCCGAUGAGUGAAUCUUCUCUUCAACCUUUAUCGUCCACCAUGUAACUGAGUAGGGAUCUUAUGUCCUCAGUAUAUUCUCUGAACUCAAUUCAGAAGCCUUAAACAAAGUUAAAAUGGAGUGAAUUUCAUGAAUAUAUAAAUAUUUAACUACCGUGCAGUGUUGUGUGUAUUUCACUAGUUACUAGUGUGUAUAUCACACUAGAAAAAAGCUUCUCCGGUAAAAAACAGGAACGAAGGAAGAGAGAGAAGUCUCCACCAUCAAAAUUUAAUUUCCAAGAGUUUUAAAACGAAACAACGAAAAUGUUCCAAUGCAUUAUUCAACAACGAAACGGAUGGAUACAUGCUCCCAGUCCUGAUAUGCGAGAUGUUUUUCCAGAUAUUCGUCUGCAACUAAAUGAACAGUUACGAUGUUUGGAUGUUCGUAUGGAAUCACAAGUAUCUCUUAUACAAGAAUUACAAGAUUUUUUUCGAAGACGUGCCGAAUUGGAGAUCGACUACAGUAAAAGUUUAGAUAAGUUAGCUAAAACAUUACAACUACGACAUAAGGAACAGAAACAAAAGCGUGAGCAGUGGCCAUUAUUUUCAUCAUAUGCUUGUUGGUCGCAACUUGUUAACCAAACAAAAUCAUUAUCAAAAGAUCAUGCAGUCCUAUCAGAAAUAUAUUCGGUGCAUUUAGUGGCACGUCUUCAAACGGUCAUUGAGGAUGUUCAACGAAUAUACAAACGAUGCCGGGAAAUCUGUUAUGAAACGCACGAAGAAAUACUAAGAGUACUACAAGAACUUCACACAACUACAAAAACGUAUCAUAGUUAUCAGACUGAAUGUAAAGCGGCUGAAACAAAACUUCGUACCGCCGAAAGCCAACGAUUAAAAUUACAACAAUCAAUUCCAAAGGAUAAGUUAGAGCGUAGCAAAAAAUACAGACUGACUGAAAAAGAAGUGCUCAAAAGAAAGAAUAAAUAUACGGAUGCAAGACUGAAGGCUCUCAAAGCCAAAAAUGAAUACCAGUUAUGUUUGGAAGCAUCAAACACAACUAUACACAAAUAUUUUGUAGAGGAUUUAAGUGAUUUAAUUGAUUGCAUGGAUCUAGGUUUCUGCUCGAUGGUAUCUCGGGCGAUUCUAAUGCAUGUAACGGCUGAUCAAGGUCGUUGUCGAGCAGUUCAACAAAACGCAGAGGGCUUGUCGCACACAAUUCAAUCUAUGGACAGUCGCGCCGACAAACAGAAAUUCUUAGAACAGCACAGCGCGGCAUUUAUGAUUCCAAAACGCAUUGAAUUCCAAGGACCACAAGGUGAAGAUCCCAUCGAACCUGAACUUCAAAAGGCUCUACAUCAGGAAAUGGAACAGCGGUUGCAAUUGCUUGGCGUACGUUUGAACAAUCUGCGAGCCGAAUCUGAAGAAAUAUGGAAAACUCUUGAAACAGCAGAGAAAAAUCUUUUGGAGCAUCUCAGCACGAAAGACUUUGAUACAAGUGGACAAUUUGGCGACGGAGCAUUCGUUCAAGCUAAACCAAUUGAAACAGGGACAACAAAAUUGAAGGCCGAUAAACAGGAAAUAGAAGAUUUUUAUUUAUCGAAAAUCCGAGAAUAUAUUCUUGGCACAUCUAGAAUAGCACGUCUCGAUGCCAAAGCCGAACUUAUACGUAAUGCACUAGAGAAAGAUACUGCGAUCUCAUGUGGACCGGUUGUGAAAUCAAGUAUACCGAAAAGGAAGAGAAUUGGACGAAUGAAUCCUUCGGGUCAGCCAAAAUUGUUUGGUGGCUCGUUGGAAGAGUAUUUGGAAGCGACAGCUGAAGAGAUUCCAUUAAUUAUGCGAUCAUGUAUACGAGUAAUAAAUUUAUAUGGACUUCAUCAUCAGGGCAUAUUCCGCGUGUCAGGAUCUCAAGUAGAAAUAUCGAAUUUCCGGGAGGGUUUCGAGAGAGGCGAGGAUCCACUGGCUGACACUACGGAUGCAUCUGAUAUUAAUUCUGUAGCAGGGGUACUCAAAUUGUAUUUGAGAGAGUUGAGGGAGCCACUGUUUCCAAUAAUUUAUUUUGAACAGUUUAUAUCAUUAGCCAAAUUGGAGUCAAAGCGUGAAAUUGUGAUGGGCGUUAAAAAUUUCUUACAACGUCUUCCACGAUCUGUGCUAAUUGUGUUAAGAUACUUAUUUGCAUUUUUAAAUCACCUUUCUGAAUAUGCUGAUGAAAACAUGAUGGAUGCGUACAACUUGGCAAUAUGUUUCGGUCCAACUUUAAUGCCAGCACCCGAAGACAAGGAUCAAGUUCAAUAUCAAAAUCAAAUCAAUGAAAUCAUCAAAAAUAUGAUACAAUAUCAUGAAGAAUUGUUCCCGAAAGAUCUCGGUGGCAUACAAUAUGAGAAAUAUAUUUCCGACAUUGACAUUGAUGUGGGCGACUCGCCGACAGAUCAAGUUACUGAAGACCCUGACUCUGAAGUUUACCCAUCCGAAGACGAAUCUGAUACUGUGGAAGCAACAGCACAAUUUGAUUUUAAUGCUAGAUCUGACCGCGAAUUAUCUUUAAGAAAGGGAGAUACUGUUGUAUUGAGAAAACAGGUGUCUACGGAUUGGUGGCAAGGAACUGUAAAUGGUAAAGAUGGAUUGGUACCGGACAAAUACAUUUCAUUGAAAAUCAAGGAUGAAGAUCGUGACAAAACCAGUGAACAUCUCAAAUCAUCCAGUUCCGAGGAAUCAGUUCGAAAACGGCGACCAAGCGGUAAUAUGUCUAUAAAUAGUCAACUUUCAAUAUUCGGUCAGCAACAUCAACAACUAUCAGUCGUAGAAGAUCAAGCACUAAAACAUCAACAACAUAUUGCACAACAAUUACAACAAGCACAACAUCAACAGCACCAACAACCUGUUCAUAUGACAGUUUCGACAGAAAGCCAAUUACAACAGCAGCAACACAUCCAUCAGCUGCUUAACGAGAAAAUCGAUUCAAUAGCGAGUAAUAAUAAAAUUAUCGGCGGAGGCGGUAGUGGUUGUGGAAACAAUGACGAUUGUGAUUUCCACUAUGACACAGUCGAUAAUGUUAAGGAUAAAUACAAUUACCACGAUCAGCCACAUUCAUUUGAAAAUUCUAUGGAUUUCCUUGAGGAUAUGAAUCAUUUCCAGUACGAGCAAAAGAAACAACCUUCGGAACCCAUUUAUGCUGAACCGACCAAACACAUCCAACCAUCAUCAGGACCUUCACCCGGCCCUUCUAAAUCUGCCAUGCAUUUCGAUGAAUACGACGGAGUUGUCCUUCGUGGAAAUGAACCGAGCGGAACUCUUAAAAUAGAUGCUGCUAACAAUCGUCGAUCUGAAACUAUUAAGACUGUUAUGUCUGAAGAUAGUGGAGGAGGCAAUCAUUCAGCAGAUAUUAAUCGCCACUCAGAUGGAGACCUUUUCCGCGAUAGUGGCGGUAGUGGAAGCGAGCAAACAUCUGCUGAUAAUGUAACAUCACCAUCGAGGAAAUAUCAUUCGAAGAGUUUCAGCUUAUCAGAGAAUAGAAUUGGUGCCAACUUAAAUUUAUUCCAACAGAAUCGUGAGUUGUGGGAGAAACGUGCAGAGUUCAGCACACAACAGCAAAGUUCGACACAAUCGAGGAUUUUAGAACGUAAACGGGUUGCACCGGAUUUAGUCAUGGAUUUGCCGUUAUCAAUGAAUAAAGAAGAUGCAUUGCGAAGUUCUCGAGACUCUUUGGACACUGAGGUAAUAACUUCAGAGGAAUUGACAUCCGCCGAACGUUUUGCAUCUCAAAACCAAUGCACUCUAAAGAAAAAUGAAAGAUUUUCAUCAACGGAAACGUUUCCAGAUAAAAAAGAAGUUAAACUCGAUACGAAGACUGUCGAAAAACCGAAAGCCGAAGUGAAACCACAAGAAAUUCCGACCACAACUGUAACACGUGACGCAUCGAAAGAUGGAAAAUUCGAAGAUAAACGAUCAGUACUGGAGGAAGUGCUUCACAUCGAAGAAGAUCUUGCAAAAGAUCAUCUUACGACAAGCGCUGUCGCCGGUACAACAUCCAAGGAGUGCCAUAAAAGUCCAAUUCCAGCACGAAACACACAAAAAUUCGUAACGCAAUUUGCUGAUUUGAAAUUAACAGGAGGCUGUCUGAGUCAACCGGAAAUGACGGUGACAACAAACACGCAAACAACCACUGCAGGUGGUGCAAGUUCCAUUAAAAUUCUCGAUCAAACGCCACAACUGACUUCGUUCAAGCCGCAAGUUCGUGUCAAACCACAAAUCCUUAAGAAACCUUUCGUCCGACCGCCAACCACCCCAGAAAUGCAACGGCGUGGUGGGGGAACGAGCAGCAGCAGUAGUUCACAAGAUUAAUCUUAAGACAGAAAUCGUUCUCAGAUAGAUCGAUAUUUUUAAACUUGAAUUUAGUACCUAUAUGUGUUUUUAGAUUCAUUCGAAUUUAGAUUGAUAUAGUUGCUUCCAGUGAGGAUUACUCAUUUUAUUAUUCAUUAUUACGGCGAGAAAAGCAAUUCAAUUUUAAUCAAUUGCAAAGGAGUUUCGCGAGCUUAAAAAUGGCAUUAGUCCUGGAUAAGAAAGACUGGGGAAAAGACGUAUUGCAUUUUGCACCAAAACGAAUCAGAUCUGCUUGUGAAACUAUUUGUAUAUCAAAUCGAAUUGUAUGAAACUAUCGUACCCUAGAAUUGUAACCAAAACGUGAUUUAUUUUUUCGAUUCUAACACUAUUCAACUACAUAAGUUACAUAUUGAUUAAUUAAGUACUGGUGUUCUAAUUUUUAUCAUUGUAAACUAUAAGUAAGCGUACAAUAAACAACUUGAUUUUUUGAAAACUA